Messenger RNA from Drosophila rhopaloa, 1077 nucleotides. Its product is annotated as phenoloxidase-activating factor 2. NCBI's taxonomy places the organism in Eukaryota, Metazoa, Arthropoda, Insecta, Diptera, Drosophilidae. The record is from RefSeq and is a predicted model, not a curated record. Gene Ontology annotation, biological process: proteolysis. Gene Ontology annotation, molecular function: serine-type endopeptidase activity.
GGCACAUCUCUGGGCGCUUUUAGCUCCCUUUUUCGGUUGCAUUGUGUUUAGCGAUGCUAGCAACAUAUGCUUGGAUUCCAAUCGGUGUGUUCCCAAAGAAAAUUGUCCACAAAAGGAUAUCAGAUCUGCAAUCCUUUGUAAGGGCACUGAAGUCUGCUGUCACAGGUCCAAAGUGAUUGGCCUAAGUAAUGGAUCUGCUGCUAGACCUCGACCCAUCACUCUUUGUGGCAUGAGUAAUUCAAAUGGACUAGAUGAAAACAUACAGGUAUAUGAUGACCAGGCAGGACCUGGCCAAUUUCCCUGGGUGAUGGCAUUGUUCGCCAAGGGCCGAUACCUUGGAGGCGGCUCUCUGAUUGCCCCAGGACUAGUACUAAGUGCGGCCCACCUUCUGGUAGAUAAGUCCAGUGUCGACAUUAGGAUUAGAGCUGGCGCUUGGGACUUGAAAUCCCCUACGAAGGUGUUCCCGCCCGAGGAGCGUCAAGUGACUAAGAUCCUGUUGCACGAGGCAUUCGAUUACUUGAACGGAACUAACAACUUGGCUCUCCUCUUUCUGGAUUCGCCAUUCGAGCUAAAAUCCCACAUCCAGACUAUAUGCCUACCCAUUUCGGGAAAGACGUUCGAGGAAAGGCGCUGCAUGGUUGCCGGUUGGGGAAUGAGGACUGGUAAUAGGUUCCUAACCAUCCAACAGAAAGUCGCCUUGCCCAUAAUCGAUGGUGCGAAGUGCCAGGAUCAGUUCCGACUAACCCAUUUGGGCCACAACUAUCGGCUGCACGAUAGUUUAAUUUGUGCCGGCGGAGAGAAGGACAACGAUGCCUGCUAUCGAUUUGGAGGAUCUGCCUUGUUCUGCUCUCUCGAAGAGGACCCCAAUCGCUACGAGCAGGCUGGUAUCCUCGCCUGGGGCAUCGAGUGUGGCCCCUACACAAGUGUAUCCAAGUUCAAAGACUGGAUUAAUCCGCAUUUGGAGCAAGUGUUAAGCGUACCAGGAGAUAUUAUCAAUCUCAUGCAGGGCCAUCUUAGAACAUAAGUUAUGAAGAGAACUCAUAUGUUUUGAGCAUCGUGUAUAAAUUCCCAAAAUAA